AUGAGUGGAGGUUUGGCACCAAGUAAAAGCACUGUCUAUGUGUCUAACCUACCUUUCUCCCUCACAAACAAUGAUUUGCACAAGGUAACAAUCAAUCUCUGUGAAAGUCCAUAAAAAUAACCUCAAUACAGAAAGCAAAACGAACAUCUCACUGAAACAGAGCUUUUUUUUCAUUUCAGCUGUUUACCAAGUAUGGAAAAGUAGUAAAGUAAGUAAAAGCUGAAAUAACUUUUUCUUAGACCAUCCAUGUUUGCAGCAAUGUGCACAUGAGAGUAAAAGCAGCCAGAAUGUAGAGGAGAGUGGGGCAAGUUGAGCCAUAGGGUAAGUCGAGCCACCCCCUGUUGCUUGGAAAUGGUCAAAGAAAUUGAUCAAGUGACCAAAUAUAUAGGAGAUGGGCAUCAAUUCAUGGAGUCUGUGAAGGUUAGAAGCACAUGGGUGAAGAGGUUAGACAUUUAUUUAAAAAAAUAUUUAUAUACGUUUUUCACUCUUGAAAGUGACUUUAGUCUGUCAUAAGUUUUAUUAGAAUUACUCAGACCAAAAAAGAUAAUUUUAAAUUUGUUUCUACAUCAAUUGUGGUAUCUAUGAGCUACAACAUGAGGUCAAAAAGCUUGCAUUAAAGUCCACCAUUUUAUUUUAGAGGACUAAUAAAGUCACAAUAUUAGUUCUGGGGUAAGUUGAGUCAGUGGCUCAACUUAGAAAGUAAAGGAGUCUGAUGAGAGGAUCAGAGUUUCAGUUCAGAUUGUUGAAAUGUGUUACUUUGUCUUUUCAAAAAUACAGCUGUGAAUGUUCUGAAUCACUGAAAGACAUUCUCAUGUUAAAAUGACUUUUUUUUUAAACAGCUGUUUAGCAGUUAUAUGCAAUAAUAAUAAAAAGAAUUAUUGUACCAGUUAAAUGGCAUAUAAUAGAUAAAAAUACACAUGAAAGUGAAGAAGUGACUGUUAUUUAGGAAGAGAGCAGGUGAGGAAGGGCUGAGGUGGAGAGUGGGGGAUAGUAGGGAUACUGCUCAACUUACCCUGCUCCUAUGGUUAACUUACCCCAUACACAGGGUAAGUUGACCAUAGGACACCACUUUUUUGGCAUUCUAUAUUAUUAAGACAGUUAUGUUUACACUCAUUCUGUUGGUUUGCAGGGAUGCACAACAUCUUGAAAUAUAUGCAGAUACACAAGUUAGAGACCAAACUAUGAUUGCCUUGAUGUAGUGAUCCAAAAUAUGUUCUUUAUGGAUAAUUUUUUAAUUUUUUCAUAUUUCAGGGUUACAAUUGUCAAGGACAGAGACACUCGCCAGAGCAAAGGAGUGGCGUUUGUGCUUUUCCUGGACCGAGAAUCUGCUCACAAUUGUGCAAGAGCAGUAAACAACAAACAGGCGAGUCUGCACAACAACACCAUCAUGAUUGUUUAACACUUCUGUUGUGAUCACAAGCAGCUGUGUCAGAAUUAACAUGUUUGUCUUACAGUUGUUUGGCAGAACAGUCAAAGCGAGCAUUGCCAUAGAUAAUGGGCGUGCAACUGAGUUUAUAAGGAGGAGAAACUACACAGACAAGUCUAAAUGCUAUGAGUGUGGGGUCAGUGCAUUAUGGAUACUUUCUUUUCCUUAUCAAAAUGUUAGUAUAUAUAUGAAUCAUCUUUUGAAAUGAAAAACAUAUUUGUUGUUUUGUUAUUUAUGUCACAGGAAACAGGUCACCUGAGUUAUGCAUGCCCUAAAAACAUCCUUGGGGAGAGGGAACCUCCGAAGAAGAAAGAAAAGAAAAAAAGGAAAAAAGCUGAACAACAUGAGCAUGUGUAUGUUGAUCAUAGCUGACAUUAAACAGUGCUGUAGAGUGGGCUGUAUCUGUUUGGUAAUUUCCUCAUCAUUUCUCCUCCACAGUGAAGAAGAAGAAGAAAGCGAAGAAGAAGGAGAGGACCCAAAAUUAGACAGUCUGAGCCAAGCAAUUGCUUUUCAGGUACAACAUGUGGUCAAAAACAAAUAAGCACAUUGUGUAAAUUGGGUAACAGGAAACACUUUCUCUGAAAUAUGUACUGUAUAUAAAUAUAUGUUUUUGUCCCUUCAGCAAGCCUGUAUGGAGGAAGAAGAGGAGAAACAAAGGAAGCAGGCACGUGUGUCUCAAGAGGAUGAUGCUGAUGCUUCAACAUCUACAGACUCUAAGAAACCCAGGAUCAAAAAGAGUGCAUACUUUAGUGAUGAGGAGGAGCUCAGUGACUAAUCAGCAACAUUGGUUAGGGGCGGGCAUCAUGUUGUAAAUACUGCUUUAUUUUCGUAAAAUGUUGCAUGGUGUGUACAUAAAACAUGUCUAUUUCCACCCAACAAAGAUGGUUUUUUCUUAUUACUAUAAAGUGUUUUGUAUUUUCAGUGUUGGGCAAUAAACCUCUCUGUUUAAACAAACAAAGGUAUUGUUAAUUAUGCUGCUGUCCCUUACAUAAACAAAAAAACAGUGCUGUAGAAAAGGUUGCUUAAAGCAUCAGCUUAUUUAAAGCUCCAGUGUGCCAAAUUGCCUCAUCUGACACCUACCCCCCAACAGUGGUUUCAGACAUAAAAAAUAACUGAAGAAAUUGUUACUCUUCUUGUUGAAGGUUCUGCUUGCAUUAUAGGGGCAGAAGGAGACGUCAACAUUAAUUUCUAUCUGCUUCAGAGACAGUCAAAGAUUCCUCAUCAGCUUUAAAUGAAGAAGACUGAGAAGACUCAGAUCAGUAGACAUGUGUAGUAAGAUGCUGCAGAAGUUUUAUCAGUCUGUAGUGUCAAGUGUUCUGUUCAAUGCUGCAGUCUGCUGGGGAGGAAGCAUCAAACACAAAGAUGUAAGACAUCUGAACAAACUGGUGAAAAAGGCUGGCUCUGUGGUUGGAAUCAAGCUGGAAUCAGUGGAGGAUGUGGUGGAGCGAUCUACACUGAGGAAGGUGGAGACUAUUCUAAAGAACAUGGAUCACCCACUUCACAACGAAAGGGCCAAUGGUGGUGGAUGGCUCCUCUCUCUUCACUGCAGGACAGAGAGAUUAAGAAGAUCUUUUGUACCCACAGCCAUCAGACUUUAUAACUCUUGUGUAGCAGAUAACUUUUAGAUUGAAAUGACGAAUAAGACAACAGACAAUUGAAUUUCCCUUCGGAGAUUAAUAAAGUUCUUUGUAUUCUUUUUCUUAAAGUAGCCUAAAUGGACAAAGAAAGUUGGACAAUAGAUCCAGAAAGUCACUCUUUAACUGUCAAUGACUUGAAGACAAUAUGAUCAAUUCUUCAUAUAAAAUGUAAAAAGCAUGUGUCAUUUGUACAUAAACACGUUUAUUUUGUGAGAACAGCAGUCAAACAUUUGAAAUGAUUAAAUUUACGACUCAUAAAAUUGAUGGAAGCAAACAUGGCUUCGCCUGGGUAGACAUGGGCCUGAUACAUUUUUAAUGUGCUAUGUAAAAAUCCUUAACAGCCUGUCUGCUGAGGCUGCAAUAAGGGUUUUCCUGCGGUAAAACACCAUCGUCGAGAAAGAGAGAGAGCCCAGCUGGAUGUCCUUGAUAUGACAAAAGAUGGGAACCUCUGCCGGCAUCAGUCUGGCGCUUUGAGUAUGUGAAAUUAAAGAGGCUGUGGUGGUAGUGGUUCGCUUUGUAAUAUGGAGUUAGAUGCAAGGGAUAAAACGAGGGAUUCCCCGAUGCUAUUUGCGCCUGUGGUGCACACUACUGCGGUAUAUUACCUCAGUCUGUUAGCUCAAAGAUGUGGGGAUAUGAGAGAAACCCCAGCACAAUGAGCUGGAAUAAAUGACACCCCAGCUGAUUCAUGGCUAGAAACGCAUUAUGAGCUUCUGUGGCUUUUGUUGCGUUUACGUGAACACCAAAAUUUGGAAAGCUAAGCGUUUCACGAAAAAGACGCGAUAUUACCUGAUCUCGGUUAAAAGAUCAUAUUCUCAUUCAGGGCAAGUUGUAGUCAAGUAUAAACCGCAGAUUUGAUCAUUUCAUGUUGGGUCAAUGUUAUUUAUAUGCAUCUCUAUUUUUAGCCUGUGUAAUUUUUUGCUCACAGGCGUAGUUUUAUAAGUUUAUUUUGUACCGUUAUGAUAACAUUGAAAUUACAAAGGCAAGUUGCGCCACAUUUAUUUGUUUUAUUCAUAUUCUUGCGUCUUAAAUGUAAUAAAGGUAGAUAAAUUAGCAAAACGAGCGGUAAUGUUGAAUCAAAAUGACAUUUUCACAGUUAAAUAUUAACUAUAUUUCUGAGGCUGAUUGGGAAUGGUGUGUUCCAAUCUAAGUUUCUUCAAAAUAGCGAAUAAAUGCGAUUAUACAACAUUUUAGCACACAGGAGUUUGAGGUUACAGCGGGUUCAUGAAGGCGGCAUAGAUUCAUCAAGAGGAAUGUCAGCCUCGGGAAGUAACCCGGCCUGUGAUUGGCUCCGGAGAGUCACGUGACCAUUUCCCAAGCGGAGUUUCCACGACAGCUGGAAGCCGAGCGGCACAAGCGCAUCGCUUCUUUGCUAAAAUAAUUGGGAAUAAAACGACUUCUGCUCGUCUCAGCACCUCCAGAGAAACCCUGGUCUGGCAUGGGCGACAAGAGGAGUCCCACAAGGUAACCACCGUGUCAGUGAGCCCGAGAUAUUGAAGCCAGUAGAGAGAGAGAGGAGGGGGGGAGAGCGGACAUCGACAAGCGCACGGUGAAAAAAAUGGGUUUUCUCAACGAUCUCCCUCUCUCACUGCAUGUGUGUGCGCGUGGUGGUGUGCGCGCGCGAGUGUUAAAACCUCGUCGCCAAUUACAGUGUCGGAUCACAGCGCGCGUGUAGAUGAUUUCCUAAAUCCUAUAAGCUUCCCCAGAUGUUUGCUAUCGAUAGCCUUCGUGGAUGCGAACUGAACUCACUUUUGUCUUUUCUCGCCCCCUUUUCUUCCUCUCAUUAUUAACAUUCUGACAUUCUCUCGGUGUUUUUAAAUUUCUUUCUCUCUCUCAUCCUCUUUUUUUUUUAUUUUUUUUUACAUUUAUUGUUUUAAAGGCCGAAGCGUCAACCGAAGCCCUCCUCCGACGAGGGGUUUUGGGACUGCAGCGUGUGCACGUACAAGAACACGGCAGAAGCUUUUAAGUGCAUGAUGUGUGAUGUCAGGAAGGGGACAUCAACAAGGUAAGGCGACUCAUAUACAUUACCUUUGUGCUCUCUUGCAUUAGUGGGGGGUCUCUUGGGACUCCCCUUUAGCAAAUGAACAAACUGCUUAACCUCAUUGUAAUUCCUCAUCUUUGAGUUAAAUCUGUAUUUUUACAAUGAGUCAAUUGGUUAAAAUAAUAGAUUUAUUAAAAAAUAUAUUCACCCCAGUUGGCUGCUAAUACUGUUCUACAUAAAAGUCAGGCUAUACACUUAAACAAAUAUGGUAUAGGGUAAUUUCUCUGGUGAUUAUUGUGUUUAUUCUGCAUGUAACCUCAUUGCACAUUAGGGCCCGACCGAUGGGGCAGAUGCUGUUACCGAUUAUUAGGGGGAAGAAAUUUUUCUUUUAAUGAAGUUCUAAAAUGUUGUUAAUUUAAGUAAUAUAUCUACAUAUUUACUUAUUUUUUUUUUAACAAAUGGCUGCUUUUGAGCCUUUCAAACACUUCUUCAAAGAAUUAAAGGCAGAAAACUAAUUUCAAUUCCUUUUUAUUGCUAAAACAACCCCUGGCUAUUUAUUUUAACUGUAAUAAAAAUGAUCAACUAAUGCUUUUCAGCUUAUUAUUCAGACUGUAGCGGGCGAUGAUUAUUUUGUCAGCCUCCAUCUUGUCAAACUCACACACUUGUCAUCCUAUAAAAUAAAUAGCCUAUACAAAUAAACGAAUGACCCAUUUCCGGCCCAGAAGUACCGGAAGUAGCUCGAUCACGUAAUGUGUACUGUUGUUUAUUCUACCGUUACUGGCACGGCUAACAGUGUAGCAAGGCUAAUAGCAGAUGGCUAACUCUAACUUUAGCUUGCAUAUUACAUGGUGCUUCACCGUUAACUCGGCGUGAUGGACACCAGCGCAGCAGGGAACAUCGUGAAGUGGGUUAAACUGAAACUUGUUGACUCAUUGUCUACUUUACAAGCUGGUUUAUUUACCAUUGAGGUGACCGAAGUGAAACCGAAUCUUAUGCUCCGCAUUUUAUUUCUGAAAAUAUCGGCGAAAAUCUGCGAGUUUUGGCCGAUUACUGAUAAAUCUCAAAUUGGCUAAAAUCGGCCAAUUUAACCGGCUCGCCGAUAAAUCGGUCAGGCCCUAUUGCACAUACUUUAUUAACUCAAACGCAACUUUAGCUCCUCUUCUACCAUUUGUUUGAGCUGAACUUGCAUUGGUUAGCAAACUACUUGAUUAUUAAACCAAGAAGAAACUGUUUUCAACAUCAGUUUGGCCAUUCGUCAAGCAGAAAUGUUCUGCCUCCAGCUUCUUCAAUGUUAAGUUUGACACAGUUUUUUCUCAAUUUAUGCCCAAAACAAUGUUUGCAAAUAUGUUUGGGCAAAACAGCAAUUUAUUAAACCUUAUUUACGCUUAAUUUUGGUAAUAAAACAAGUGAAAGAUAAACCUGUUAAUCAUUCAAUUGAUGAUGAAACUAUCAGUAGUUGCAGCCCUGUUCUGAGCACUGCAUUAGUCUUUAUGGUCCAGCCUCUCAGUCUUAACACUGACCUCUGCAAAUUGAGGCAGAGGGAUGCUCACUCCCCCUCUAAAGCACACACAUCUAUCUUGUUCCCCAGGAGAUAUUUAUAACAGACAGGUACUCAAGUAUACAAAUACACAGCACCGACACACACACUCGCUGCCCUCUGUGAUAUUCCCCCCUGACAUUGUUGAUUUGCAGCAGUAUGUCAGUUAUUCCUGAGUGGCAGUCAUUAUCAGGAUGGAACAACAAAAGGCUGAAGGAGAAGAAAUGAAAUCGUAGCACCAGCUGCAGGAAAGCGUGUUUGUUGUUUUCCCUCUUUAAUGUACAGCCAAUUAUCCUCCUCUACAUUAGCACAACUUGAUUUAACUACAACAACACAUCAGAGCAGUUGUUAGCUUUGAUGCCUGUUUUUUAAACUAUGGUAUGUCUCAUGUUGGUGCAUGCACUUUUUGCUAGUGUGUUUUUCUAUGUGUGUGUGUGUGUGUCUGUGUGUGUGUGGGAGGGCUAGUUGUGAAAAGAGGUUGUCAGAGCAGCUGCCAGACAGACAGCCAUAGCUCAUUACUAUGCAACAGCUUAAUCAGCCCUGCUGUCAUCAGAGACACACACACACACACACUUGCGUACAGAUGCACUCCACAUGCAAAUUUUACACAUGACUGCAUACAUAUUCAUACACAAACACACACACUCAAGUGCACAAGUGCUGCUCACACAAACAUAAAGAAUGAGAAGCUUCCAUGCUGUUGUCAUAGAGUUGUGAUUGUUGCAAUUGAGCAUUGAUUGUUGAGGACACUUCAGGGACUCUGCGUUCGCUUCCGUAAAAAACAAGCGUCCUGCAGCUUUGCCAGGAAUCUGUCUGAAUCUUCAUGUCAACGAAGGCAGUGACGCCCUUUGUCUUUCCCCAUCUGGGUUUUCUUUUUUGUUUGUUUGCUCGUUUUGGGAAGUUGGCAAGGACACGAGGACCCAGAAUUCCUUGCAACACCCCCAGACACUCCCUGACAAAUUCACUCCACAAGAAGGUCUUAGGUCUUAAUAACCCUAUGUCCUUCCAACUGCAGUGCUAUAAAAACUGUAGCCUUGUCAUGCUCCUACAGAAAGCCAAACAAGUACUCAGAACAGGCCACACGCGAGCUAAUUCUGCAGCAAAAUGGCCACACAGGUGGUCGCAGCUGUUAAUGACGGAACACGGCAGACAAGUGGAUUUCUGGGCGAGCAAAGCCGAAGGUGCUAAAGGGCAAACAACAUGUGGAAUAUUAAUGGAGCACGCUGAAAAUUCUCUCACCGGCUGCUAAAUAAGCAUGACUGCGCUAUUACUGUGAGGUAAUGAAUUAAUGCUUGACACAGAGCGUGGAGAGCCCAGUGGUUGGUGGACAUCUCCUGACGCUUGAAGGUCACAGGUUUGACAGGUGGAGGAGAUGCUGUGGUGUCAAUUCAUCACUUGCCAUCAAACCCAACCAACAGCAGAACAUUUUGACUUUCCUUCGUCUUUAUUAGAAGUCAAGUAGUGACAGCUAGACAAUUGCAGGCCAUAGUUCUCUGUAGGGUCAAGUGUACUUUAGCAUAUUAUAUCACACUCCAUUGAAUGUCUUAGUAUCCUAUUAAAGCACAUUACAUCAACAUGUAACCUCUCCCAGUGUAUCAUAUUAUGUACCCAAUUGAAUCAUGUCAUGUACUGUACAGGAUCAUAUCGUAUGGCAUUUUAUCAUGUUGAGUGUGGCAUUGCACUGUCAUACCUUAUCACAUAGUGUAAUAUUGCAUACGAUGCAGUGUUAUGUAAUAUUGCAGUAUUUGUUCUGUACCACAUUGCAUUGUCUUGCACAGGAUCAUGUCAUGGUAUAUGUAUCAGUGUCUCUUCUUAUCAGAUUUUAUUGUGAGUGUAAAGGUCCUUACACACCGGGGCCGACACAAAUGUAGAACAUGAAAUAUUCGGAGGCGAUUUUUUUGACAUGCCCAACUAUGCACAUCAAGCCCGAUGUGAUUUUGCAACUUUCCGGGGGGGAAAAUGACGCAUCCCGAGUGGAAGGGAGAAGACUGACUGUUUUUCAGUUCUCAUUAGACUCUAGUGUUGAGAUGGCUUUCUCUCAUGAUAGCAUGUAAUGAGUCGGGGCCAGUACCAGAUAAGCACAUUUAACUAUAAUCCAUAAAAGUAAGGUAACAACUGAGACCUAAUGGUGCUGUGACAGCAAUGCAAUUGAGUUUGAGACAGUGAAAAUACAUCUGGUAUGUUGUAUCUGAACAGAUUAGCUUACGAGCUAAAGUUACUUAGCACAGAUGAAAGUUAAAACAAAGACAUUUAGCAAACUGUUAAAGCACACAAACCAUCGUCAUAUGAGAAAUCCGACGCUAUGACUCUCCACAAGUUUUCCUUCAGGUCGUUAUUUUUGUAAUGUUUGUGUUUUUUAUCAAAAAACACUCUGUUCUCCGACACAUAAACAAUCAGCCGGUUGGCCAUAUUGGAUAUACCAGUGAAUCAGACAUCGCAACAACACGCACUCUGAUUGGCCAGAAGUGGAUACACAGUAUGCGAAACUUGCUGAUGUGAACACUUGUAUUGACAGGAUACAGGUUGGAAAAAAAAUGUUGACGUCCUAAAUAAUCGCACGACAAAAACGGUUCCAGUGUGAAAGGACCUUAAGACUCGUUUUGUGGCAUCCUGUUAAAAUAUUUCGCCACUAAAAGUAUUUUAGGAGAAGAUGGAGGAAUAGAAUUAGCAUGUCAAUCAAACAGUCUUAUUUAUACAGCGCCAUUUCCCUACUAAUGUUAUCUCAAGAUGUUGAACAAAAAAGCUGGACUAGAUUAUACUCUUCAUGAUAUUUACAAAUAGAAGUUGAUGUAAAUAAUGGGGGUUUGAAUUGGAAUGAUUGAGGCAGAAAGAGUCAAAAAGUUUCACAAUGACCAUUUGCUUUAUAAAUAGAGAUAAUAAUGAUAUACGCAAUGAUAAAAGUAGUAAAUAAUUUUAGCUUUGUAAGUGUUAGAAUUAGCUCAUUUCUAGAGGUGAGGUUUGCAGAUCUGCGGGUUCAGACUUCUUUGAUGUCUUGAGAUGAUCUACUGCAGGGGCUCAGAGCUGCUGGGCUGAUUGAGAGCACUGCAAGUUGGGCUUUAGACAGGGACACAUCAGCAGGAUUGGGCUCACGUAUCAGAGGAGGUGGAGUGAAAGAGAGAGAGAGAGAGGGGGACAGAUUGACAAUAAAGGAGACUAGCUGAUCUGUUGUUUCAUUAAGUGUGUCAGAGGCAUGAAAACCUGCACUGAAAACACAAGCAGGAUCUGCACCCGCAUGAUAGAACAGAAAUGGGUGCAGACUUGAUGCCAUUUUCGUAGAUAAAUAGGGAAAAUAUGCUGUUCCUCCAAAGCAAGCUCCCUGCUAGCUCUCAGUAUUUAAUUAAAGCUGUCUUAGAGGAGCUCUGGGAUCACAGCCUCAUUACCUUAAGUCUUUGAUGGGUAAAAAGUAGGAGACAUUUUAUCUCCUCUUCCCGCUGCAUGGGCUCAUUUAUAGCCAUAAAAAAACAGCACAAUGGUUUUGUGAGUGUAAAAAAAGCCGUUAGAUAAAGGACAGGUCACAGGUUUGAUUCCUUCAACCAACUAAGACACUCACGGCCUCCUAGUGCACCCAUUAGAACAUGUCCUGGAUUAGGGUGUCACCCUAAUGUUUAAAGAUGGAUGAUCAGACGUGUUUCUGACUUAAUGCCUCUGUCUGGGUUUCGCAGUAAAGGCUGAAAAAUCUCAUGUGAAGCGGUGCUGACAGACAGCUGUUAAACCCCAACCUGAACACCGCCCACAGUCAAAUACUACUGGGUGUAAUAGAGCAGCGUAUGUGUGUGUGUGACCUUCUCUGGUGUCUCGCCUACACCUCCUGCAUCUGUUCACUGAGCUGUGACAAGUCAAGCCCACCAGGGAAACACUCUCUGCGUGCACGCAGGAGAAUUUUCAGCAGCAGUAUUUCUGCAGGUCAGGACAGUGAGUCUGAUCGUGUUCAUAACAGUAUCUCGUCUUUCCCUAACCCUAUCCAUCCCCGUUUGUCUUGCCAUCUCUACCCCAAACUGGAACUUAACCUGGGGCAUCUCUCUGUGACAGAUUGACUGAUGUUCAGGUCUUCAUCAGCUUCGCCCAAACAAGCAGGAGCUGCUUCGUGCAGGCUGGGAACCUGUCAGCGUUUCGGCUUUUCAGAUGUUGUUUUAUCAUCCUCCGCACAAGCUCGCCCUCACAGUUCACAUAUAGUGCACACACUAAGUAUUUGGACAACAUAAUACUGAGAGUCAUACGGGUAAAUUGACUGCAAAUGAGCUGACUGUGUGCACUCAAAUGCAGGAAUAAAAACAAUUUUCGAGAGUGGAUUCAUGCUUACAAAUAAAAUGAAAACCCAGAGAGGAAAUGCCAGGCAAAAACAUUCUCGUCAAACCUGAUUCAUCUGAUCAAAGUUUCUUUUUAGUGCAAAAAUAGAUAAGCUCAGGAACAUAAAGAUGUAAGAUCUGACCCUCAUUGCAAACAUCAGUACCAGUACUAGUGCACCAUAUUACCGAAAAACAACAAUAAUGGACCCUAGCAGAUUUCCAUCGUGGUUAUCAGUCUGAAUAUGUACAACAUCAAUUUUGAACACUGGCAGAAGGUUGGUAGACAAAUGUAUCUCUAGAGUGGGUGGUGAACUCUAAACAAAGCCAUACAGGACUUAAAAUGUAAAAAGGAAAGGCUUAACUUCUUCUAUCUUUAUAUUCUCUCCAUAUAUCUGCCCUCAUAAUGUGUGUGCAGCAGCCGUGGAAUAGUAAUAUACAAUGUAAUGUAUAUUAAAAUGCUGCCUGAAGAGAAAUGCAUCCAUCUGAGAUACAGUGUAAAAGGAGAAUUAGCUGUAAUCUUCCUCUGUGACUUGAAUUCAGAGCUUCAUUUAUUAUUGAAAUCAGCUGCCCUAUCCUCACAUCUCCACUAAGCCUAUCAUUAGCUCUUGGCGUUCAACACUCUUAGCUUUUUUUUCCACAGCCUUUCACAGGGUCAAGAAUCAAAAUGUCAACUCCUGGCAACACGCACGGGAGUGAGCCAAAUGUUGGGCUUUUUGGGUGUGUGGUAAUUAAGCUGCCAUGUUUGGGAUAAUGAUCAUUUCCCCCAGUUUUUGUGAUAACACAGAAGUUGCCAUUAGCGGAGAGCAGCACGUUUAAUGAUCACCUUGGGCUCGUGUGUUGUCAUUAAGUGCUGGCGUGGGUCUUGUUUUGUGCUCUGCGACAACUUUGGAUCAAAAUUUCAGGUCAUGUAUUCAUUCAGAGAAGUAUUUAGGGCGUAAACACCUUUUCUGGAGAGAUUUCUCGCUUGUUUGAGUGAUUAUGUGGGAAAACAUCCUUGGAGUAGGCAACAAUAAGAGCUCAUGAGGAAGUUUUAUGAACUGGUUGUAAGCAGGAGUGACAAAAUCUCAGCUAUUUGCAGAAAAAACUGUCCCAUAACCCGCAAAGAUAUGUGAAGAUUUUGAUUGAAAUCACAUCUAAAAUGGGAAUCACCCACAUAAAACUGACUCUCUAUCACCGCCAACGUUACAUCAUCCCAUCUAAAUUAUUGCAUCCUCUUUUAAGUCACAAUCAGUGGUGUGUGUUACAGCUUUUAGUGCCUGUGCAGCAUACAAACUGUGUUCACCCGGGACAAUGAAGCUGGCUGUUAUCACGUCACUCCGGCUCAAGAAUAUGGCUACGUGAUAAGCCUGUAAUUACUUCUCUGACACUGAUGCAUGACAUACUGCUCCAUGUGUGUAUGCAGGGAGGGUGUGUGUGUGUGUGUGUGUGUGAAAGGAGAACGCAGUAUAGUGUGGCUAGCGGACUGCAGAAGGUGUCAUAAACCACAGGACGUGGAGCGCCAUCUGCCUCGCACACACGCACACACACACGGAGCUAGCAUGUACAGGCAGGAAGAGACAUUAAUCAUCAGGUUGGAGGAGCUCCCGGGAGCAGCCCAUGACCCGCUGAUAGAAAAUCUGAUACACACCUACACCUAGAUUGCGAGAGCGUUCAACAGGGCGUAAAAUCAGCUCUUUCACAAUGAUCCUGCAAUCAUCACAGAACACCGAAAUGAGCUUUGUUUUUUUUAUAGCAGCACAAUCCUCCUCAGCUCUUAUUUGCAGUCCAUCAGUUGUUCUGUGGGCUGUUUGCUCAUCACACAAUGUACUCAACAAAUGUUAGCAGGCAGUCCAAACAUCUGCUGAGAUAUCUACUUGAUGUCUUGGAUGUACUCUGCAUUAUGAGUUCCAUGGAAGAACACGUUGGGCCUUGAAAGUAUUUAAAAAUAAAGACCAAGGCUAAACUGUAUUGACUGUCAAAGCAAGACCCUUUGUUUUUAGUGUAACGCUGCACCCACAUCUGUGCACCUCAUUUGUAUGGAGCUCACUGUCCUUCCACAAACACUCCACCCCCUGAGGUUCCCCUGCAGUGGGUGUGUUAGUUUUGUUACAGCACCACUGCUCAGUUUUAUUAGAGUCUGUCCACCCAAAAUCAUAAUAAAACUUGAAUGGUUUCUUCCUAUAGAGGGGAGAUAAAACAGGAGGCAGACAUUUGUGCAUUCACUCUGGAAAGAAGCCCACAAGGUUUAUUUGGAAAUGUGAGAAACAGUGUUGGCCACAGAGCUAAUAAUAUCUGUUCAGGGAAAACAAUGCUUUCUCAGUUUGGUGAUAAUGCCUCCCAUGAUAAUAUAAUAGGGCUGAAGCUGCUUUACAAAAAUAGAAAAUAGAAACAGAUGUCUUUAAACUAAUCAUCAGCACUCAAAGCUGAUUGGAUUAUCUGAAAAAUGCUUUUUCCACAGAAAUGAAAAAGGCUGUUUUAUUUGGAGAGUUGGUUGGGAAAGUUAUAGUCCAAAUUGAUCAUAAGUCCUGAGUUUCAUCAGCCUCUUUCACACAUGUACCCCACCCUCAUUGUACAUUUUUCAAUGCAAAAAGCAGAAUUUUUAAUGCAGAAAUUUAUACUCUUUACCACUGGCAUCAGUUUCCUGUUAAUUGUUUUCAAUCAGCCAGUCUUUAUUUAUAUAACCCAGAGUCACAACAAUUGCUAUCCCAAGACCCUUAACAUAAAGAGCAGAUCUAGACCAUACUUGUCAUAUUAUUUAGAGCAGUGGUCCUCAAGUCCAGUCCUCGAGGCCCACUGUCCUGCAUGUUUCCCUGCUCCAACACACCUGAUUCAAAUGAUCAGCUCGUUAUUAAGCCAUUACAGAGCUUGAUAACGAGCUGAUCAUUUGAAUCAGGUGUGUUGGAGCAGGGAAACAUCCAAAACAUGCAAGACAGUGGGCCUCGAGGACUGGACUUGAGAACUACUGAUUUAGAGUACUUGUGCUGCGUUCGAGUUACCUCGGAAGUCAGAUGUCGGGGCUGAAAAUGACAUCACACCCGAGUUACCAGUGUUUCUGUUACCAAGUCUGAAAAAGCAAAAUCGGAGGCGGAAACAAGAUGGCUACAUCUAUGAAAAGUCUACGAAAGUUAUUUUAGCGCUUGGGUUGUCCGAUUAACAGGGCAAGCGCUAAAAUAACUUUCGUAGAUGUAGCCAUCUUGUUCCCGCCUCCGAUUUAGCCUUUUUCAGACCUGGUAACUGUAACUCUGGUGUGACAUCUUUUUCAGCUUCGACAUCUGACCUCUAAGGUAACUCGAACGCAGCAUUAGUGUCAGCUGUGCUUUGUUUGGGUUUUUUUGCUGCUGCUGAUCUCCUUGCCUUACCCACUGCGGAAUGCGACGUCAAAUUGACAUCUAUUUAACGUAUUUUUUCGACAAUGAGAUACAAAUGGACGUCAUUUCAACAUUUAGAAGAGGUCCAAUAAUGACGUUUAAGUCUUGGAUCUAUUUUGCACAUUGUGCCGACGUCUAGAUAAAUGACGUCCAAAUUCUAAACGUCAGAGUGAAGUCUCAAAAAGGUCCCAUUUGGACGUUGAAAUUUCUAACCUAUUUUGCACAUCGCACUGACGUCUAGAUGUGGUCUGUGAUGGACCGACCCAGUACUGACUUGAUCUGCACGUCUCUUCGACGUGUGAUGUUUGGUGGGUAGCUUUUUAUCCCAUGUAAGCAUGUCAAAAGGCAAGAGGCUCUCAGGACAGAGCCACACUGGUAGAUAAGUCCAGAGGAUUGGGGCCUUGUGCUUUAGGAUACAAUGAUCAGGCCUGCAUGCUGGAAAGGUUUUCCACUGUGGCGUCUGUAUUUCAUUGGGGAUAUCAACACAAACAGCCCCUGUUGCAAAAGAUGGCUGCUCCUCCUGCACGCUCCACCCAGCCGUCCUCGCUUACCUAAGCUAAAUGAUUACACAAAGUUUUGAGGGCAUGUCUGACACUCUGAAAGUAUCAGUGUUUCAAAGUCCUGAAAGUGUCGAGGAAAAGUCAGGAGUUUUCAGGUCAUGCACUGAGGUUGAUUUUAAACAUAUAAGAGCAACAACACAAUGCUAAAAUCAGACAUAUUGAAAUAGAUCGUAGGUAGAGAAAACUCAUCUCUGUGUUUCUGCGCCCUCUUUUUCAAAAGGAAAUGAUGAUUCAUCUUUGAAUAGAUCCUGGCUCUUGAACGCUUCCACACCAUCUGUGUUGGUCCCUGAGUCUCUUUUGAGUUUCGGCGUAGGUGACCCGGUUGUCUGCUGUGACAGAAACGUGACAGCCCAGCCAAAGAAGCCUGAGUCAUGAGCUGACCCUCCUGCUGAGUUUUGCACUGGCAAAUAUUUUCUGUCAGUUUGUGCCCAAAUUCAAAGCAGAGGGGAUUUUUUUUUUUCCUUUUAGCAGUCGUUUUCUGACUGUGCUCUCCUCUUUUUUUCCUCAUCUAUUGAGUGCAGGAGUGAGGUGGGAGAGUGCGGGAGAGGUCAGUGGGUGCACUGCGAGAAAGAGGGAGGAGGUGUGUGUGUGAUGUAUUUGCAAAAAAAAAGGGGUCAGCCAGAGUUCCCCCUGUCAGUGAAAUGUGAGGGAUCAGCGGCAGUAUUUCGUACACCCCAACCUCUCCAGUCUGCAGGAAGAGACGAGCUGGAGUUAAAGUUGGAUUUGAAAGUAAAGCCGUUAAAGCUUUAGAGGCUCCAAAUGAAGUGUGGCUUUUUUUGUGUUUGUACAAGGUGGAAGACUGAAGAAAAAUGGAGGGAAAUGAUAGAUAGCUGGAGUAGAUUCUGUGUGUGUAAAGAUGCCAAAAAACAGAGAUGGUGAUUAAUAUCCAUUGCCUCAAAAUUCAGUGUGUUUUAGCCUUCCUCAUAACAUCCUAAUUUCCCAGUAUGAGACUCCAUUAGCUGCUCUAUAAUAGAUGGCAUGUGUGGAGCAAAUAUUGUUUGGAACAACAGCUCCAGCACACAGUAUUAAUGUCAGAAAGACAAGGCCGUUACAUUAGGCUCAGAAAAUGUUGUUGGAAUCAAUAAACACACACACACACAAACACACACUCAGCUUGCAGAUGGGUGCCAGCAGCAAAAGCCUUGGUGCUUAGAUAAUAACCAUCUGAUUGGGUUAACAGAGGCAGCUCUGUUUAGACCCGCUGCUUUGCCUCACUAUUAUAUUAUGCUGUCCGUCUCCUCUUUCACCUCCAGGUUAUUGAACCGGCUCUAUUAAGGAAAAUAUACUCUGUUCCAACACAUGAAGAAGACAAGGUGUACAAAAUGUGUUUAUGUCGGGGGCACGGAUUCUUCUCACAGCUAAGUUUUAAAUAGAAAGCUCAUGAUUCGCCUCGGGUGACAUUUUUUCUUUAUCGCGCAUCAACAAAAAUCCACUAAUGAGACACUUGUGCUUUUAUUAUAAACAGUAAAUCACACAGAGAGCACAUGAGCACCCUGAGCCCAAAUUAUCAAUCAAAGAGGAACCAAAAAGAGGUUAUGAAUGAGGCGGGCGCUUGUUUUUGUUUUUCAUUUUUGGAAGCUAGAACAUUUGGCCCAAGGGGCAGGAUCAGAUUGUGACAGUCGCUGGUUUUGUUUGUGAGAAUUUCAGAAAAUUUACAAAAAAGAGAAAAAAAACAGGACAGUUGUUUCACAGUACCGGGGUAUAGGAUGUCAUGGAGUGAAGCGAAUUCCUCAAACUGUGAACAGAGGACUCUGACAGGUCUCUGCUUUUAUUUUAAAAAAGGUGUCAGCAGUUCUGCGGAGUCGUGCUGACAAGACAGACAUAUUAGAGAAUCUCUCCAUCUCCUUCCUAUCACACAGUUAUGUAGGCCAAGAGACCCAUUUGCAUUUCACUCUAGCCUUUCUCUAGCAUUACUGCACGUUCUGUGAAGGCAGUGAUAACUCUGAUGGAAAAAAAAAACUGACUCUUUGAAGCUGGGCCCCAAUUUAGGUCAUCCCAGAAUUUUUAAACAACAGCUUUGCCCUUAGAACAAGACAGGAGACCAGCAGCUCAAAAUAUUCCCCCUUAGAAAACGAGGGAGAAGCCUCUAAAUCGAGCUAAAUAGGCCACUGAGGCGCUUUUUGGCCCAAAAAAAAAAGUAGCACAUUGCACAGCAACACCAGGUGCUCAGACUAAUUUUGUGGAUGGAUUUGUAUCAAGUCGAGCACAUUUGUACACCCUGUACUUUGUUAAACUCUCAGAAUUACAUUAGGUAAGUGCAAGGGGACAUUUAUCACGGAGCACCUGGAGGCCAAUAUUUUGUAAUUGGAAUACUUUUCUCAAGGUUCACACACAGGUUAGCACACUUGAACAAAGCUGUUUCACAGAGUCGCAUCGGCAGUGCGAGGCUUCAUUUCUGAGCACUGUUUGCAUCUUUUUUUUUACCAGCUGUAGUAAAAAGAUGACACUUUUCAUCCAUUGUUUAUGGGUCCUUGUCUGUUUUAAGGUCAUAGAGAAGGAGGUCAAACAGUAAAACUGGCAGAUGAAUCAUGAAAUGUGUUUUUUUUUUCUGUAUGAAUUUUCAGCUCCAGUUACAAAAUUCGACCUCUCAACAGGACUCAGAAAACACACUGCGCUCUUCUGCUCUUCUCAACAUGCCCUCAUGCUUCAUCUGCUCACUGCUGCGCUCAUGUUUGUGUGUGUGUCUGUUUGCAUGUGUGCACAGCCAUGUGCCAGAAUACGCCCCGGUGUUGUGGAUUAAUUUGUUCAUAAAGCAUGCAUACAUUAUCAUGUGCAACCAAUUUUGAUUUGCGCACUCACUGCACCUUGCCUAUCGCUGCAGUAUCUGCAUGCAGUGAUGUGCAUUAGAGCAUUCAGACUAAUAUAACUGUGUCUAUGCACAAGAGUGUUUGUGUGUGUGCAUGCAAAAUCAGGCCCUAGAUGUGUAGGCUCCUUCAACAGAUGGCCUUUUCAACACACUUGCCUCUCGGCUGGGGCUCUUGCCAGCCCCCAAAACACAGGCAGGCGCACAGAAACACACACAUACAUACACACAAACACACAAAACUGGAGUACAGAAAUAAGAUUGCAGCCUUCUUGCAUGCAGUGUUGCCAGAUCAGUUGCAUAAUGUAUCAUUUUGGGACAUCUGAAACUUGAGGAGGAUGGAAAUGUGACUGUGAGGAGGAACAUUUCACAUGAAAAAGAGGCAUUUAGUCAUAAUCUAAUAAUGUGCUUGUCUUUUGUUAAUGUGCGCUUGUGUUUAAAAGAGCAUCACCCCCACUUAUCAGGCUGACAUUGCUAAUCAGUGAAGACUUUCACCCUGUCAGUAUUAUGAAAGAUUUAGGAGAUAAAAAAAAAAUUCUUGACAUCAAUCCAAAAAGGAUUAAAAAUACAGAAAUGUCGACUCUCUGACAAAACUAUGUUCAUUUAUGCACUCAGUUCUGCUCUGUGGCAUAGAGGUCAUCAGUCUGUGUCAGGAAGUCCGGGUCUCUUUGAUAGCUCCUUCAGCUCGUCUGUAUGGUUGCUCUGGUGUCUCUCAUGUUCCUCUUGACAAGAUCCUCUAUGGCAGUGGUUCUCAAGUCCAGUCCUCGAGGCCCACUGUCCUGCAUGUUUUGGAUGUUUCCAUGCUCCAACACACCUGAUUCAAAUGAUGAAAUCGUUAUCAAGCUCUGUAAUGGCUUAAUAACGAGCUGAUCAUUUGAAUCAGGUGUGUUGGAGCAGGAAAACAUCCAAAACAUGCAGGAGGAUAGCAAUACAGAGAGCCACGCGCUCAACCAAAAACCCACUCUAUAGCCACAAAUAAUGCUCAGAACAGCACCUAACUUCAUCAACAGUAUAUAUAGGGUCCCAGCCAUAGUACUAGCCACCAAACAUCUUUUUAACUUUGCCUUUAACAAAGAGACUAAACACAACUCACCUACUCUCUUCCAGCAGCCGCUUGUUUGUAGCGAGACCUCCAGGCGAGUCCAUUACUGCAGCGGGAUGACGCAGCUCAAGGAAGAACAUUUAUGAUCAUUACUUCAUCAUUUCCUUGAAGUAAUAAUCAUCAUAUUAAUCAUUUUGAACUGCAGACGCGGUAGUUCUUCUGCCUUAGCGUCUCGGUCUGAUUGCAUUUCCAUGAAAAAAUGAUCAUAAAUGUUCUUCCUUGAGCUGCGCCCCCCCUUUGCAGUUGAUGGACUGCUAUCUGCGGUCGGCACUAAAGUUGGUAUUUAGAGAGGCAGGCAGUCGGCAACAUUCAUCUCUUGACGGGGUGUCUAACUCUGUGUUAGGUUGUGUUUGACCCUAACUUAAUUUUACACCGGAAUAUCCCUUUAAGAAGCUGAUUAGAGCCCUUUGAGGAUGGAAAACUACAUCACUGUAAUGCUUUAAGACAGUGUAUUUUUGAUUUUCCUGAGCUGACUGCUGUAUUCAUCGAAAUUCAAACUAAAAAGUCUCUAAUUUUUUUAGCUGAACACAUUACAGUGUGUCAUCUGUGGGAAGUCAUUAAGGCACAGUGUCAGUCAUGCUGCAGUUUAGACGACUUGAUGUAAAAUGGUGCAGCAGGGAGCUCUAUUUAUGUCCGACUACUCCUUUUCUGAAAUUAAAAGGGACUGAGGCUGUCGAGAGCAGGAGAACUCAGUGUUUUGGAAGCUAGGAAGAAAACGGAAUUUGAUCUGACCUUUAAUACAAAAUAAAACGAGUCUCAUUUAUAUACAUAUCAUGCUACUCUUGGGCCAUGCACUACACUCCUGAAGCUUCACCUCUUUUUACAGGAGGGAGAAAUUUGACAGAAAAGUUGGUAUUCCCAAAGUUUACUUUUAUCUCCACUGCCUUGAGAAAAAAAAAUCUGUGCAAAGUCAGAAUAUAGUUCCUAAACGUGAACACAGCCAGUGAAAGUUUAGAACAUUCACCACAAACGAUGAUGUAGGUGUGGCGUUUUACUUCUUUAUUCAGUUAUCAGCUCAUCUCAACAGCAAGCACUCCACUUCCAACCAAUGCAAUUUUGUUAAGGACACCAUCACACAUAUUAAAAAUCAUCCAGAAACAGUCAUCUGUAUGGAAAUUCCUUCUGGUCCUGCAUGCCCAGACUUUCUGUCAAAUCCAACCGUGUAUUUUGCAAAAUUAGAGGGAGGGGGCUCUACUGAUUUCCAUUUUUGAUGUGCAUGUGAAAAACAAGUGCAGGAAAAUGUAGGAUAUUUUCCAGGAAAGUGCGAUUAGUUUCCUUCUCUUGGGAUUUUUUUACUCUUGUUUAUAACAAGUUGGGAACUACACAUGCGUACCUUUAAUUUACUGUGAAUUUAGUGUAACUUUUGCCCUUCCAAUUCUUGCCACAUCCUUGUUAUUACCCACAGAUCCCAGCUUGUCAGUGUUUAUCCCUCUGAGUGCCCAAACAAGCCUGUGCAGGGAGCCACAUAUUUCUCUCUGAUAGCUGAAUCUUUGGUUUAUUUCUGAAAGCCCUUGCUGCCAGCGUCAAGAACACUUCGGCAGCUCCACUCUAACCAGCACUGGCAGUUAUAUUGGCCCUUGAUUAUAGCGGUACACUAGCAUGAAGCCAUGCGUUCAUUGUGAUUUUCCCUCUCAUUAAUCUGCCACACUCCUGUCUCUCCCUUUUUUCUUCUCCCCACCUCUCUUUCUCCUUGCCUCGCUUCCUGGAUUAGGAAGCCUCGUCCCGUCUCCCAGCUCGUCUCGCAGCAGCAGGUAACGCAGCAGUUUGUGUUGCCGUCGCAGCCCAAAAAGGAAAAGAAGGAGCGUGUGGAGAGGGAGAAGAGCGACAAAGAGCCAGCGCUUAAGAAGAACAGUCACAAGAAGAUGAGGUAAACAAACUGACACAAGGUGGAGGGGAGGGCUGUCACUGGGAUGCAUGAAUAAACAGAGGGAAGUAAGGGUGGUGUUCACGUUGCCACCUGUCGUUGGUUGAUGUUUUCUCGCUCUUCAUGAAGCACUUGAGUGUGAGAAACAGCAGGAAUAUAUUUUUAAGCAAAAGAUCGUGAAUUUCCUUCGUGAUUCAGUACAAUCAAAAGAUAUUAUUUUAUACCAUUUAAAGGGAUAUUCCGGCGUAAAAUUAAUUUAGGGUCAAACACACCUUAACACCGAGUUAGACACCCCCUCGAGAGAUAAAUGUUGCCGACCGCUUGCUUCUCUAGUUAUACCAACUUUAGUAAUGACCGCACGAUAGCAAUACACAGUGGUCUACGGCUCCACACACAAACCUGAACCAAAACGCCACUCUAUAGCCACAAAUAAUGCUCAGAACAGCACCUAACUUCAUCAACAGACGAGUCCAUUACGGACUACAGCUGGGGUGACGCAGCUCAAGGAAGAACAUUUAUGGUAAUUUCUUCAUGGAAAUGCAAUCAGACCGAGACGCUAAGGCAGAAGAACUACCGCGUCUGCAGUGCAAAAUGAUUAAUAUGAUGAUUAUUACUUUAAGGAAAUGAUAAAGAAAUGAUCAUAAAUGUUCUUCCUUGAGCUGCGUCACCCCGCAGCAGUCCGCAGUGGACUGGUCUGAGGUCUCCGUACAAACAAGAGGCUGCUGGAAGAGAGUAGGUGAGUUGUGUUUAGUCUCUUUGCUAAAGAAAUUUGGCAAAGUUAAAAAGAUGUUUGGUGGCUAGUGCUGUGGCUGUGACCCUAUAUGUACUGUUGAUGAAGUUAGGUGGUCGUUACUAAAGUUAGUAUAACUAGAGAAGCAAGCGGUCGGCAACAUUCAUCUCUCCAGGGGGUGUCUAACUCGGUGCUACGGUGUGUUUGACCCUAAACUAACUUUACGCUGGAAUGUCCUUUUAAUGCAGGUAGAAAUGUUGAUUCAAAUGUUUUUAACAAGUAGUCCACACAUAGUGUCUCCUCUCUUACAGAUUUUUUCUCACUUUUCCAAACCAUUUUCAUCCCUCAACAGACCGCGAUUAAAAAACAUCGACCGCAGCAGUGCCCAGCACCUCGAGGUGACAGUUGGGGACCUGACAGUCAUCAUUACAGACUUUAAGGAGAAGGCAAAGCCCACGUCCACCUCAACUACAUCGUCGUCAUCGUCGAGUGCUACGUCCACAGCCGACCACCACAGCCAGAACGGCUCCAGCUCAGAAACAACAGAGAAGGGGCUCUCCCGCUCGUCUUCACCUCGAGGAGAAGGCAGCUCAGUCAACGGGGAGUCCCACUGA
Molecule: messenger RNA, 21884 nt
Organism: Xyrichtys novacula (pearly razorfish)
Lineage: Eukaryota; Metazoa; Chordata; Actinopteri; Labriformes; Labridae
Source: the annotation of a GenBank genome assembly